Molecule: messenger RNA, 2038 nt
Organism: Durio zibethinus
Lineage: Eukaryota; Viridiplantae; Streptophyta; Magnoliopsida; Malvales; Malvaceae
Source: RefSeq, a predicted model, not a curated record
AAUGGCCAUGCUGUUCUUUCACGAGCUUACCUAUUAUCUUACAACGUAUACUGUUCAUCAGGUCCUGAGCUUCUGUUUCUUUCCAAAGGUUGCAAUAGAGGCUUAUUGUGCCUAGAACAAGUUUUCAUCAGACUUGUCUGCAGCUUAAAUAUGCUCAUAUUGUAUGGCACCUAGGAAUUAGAAUGGUUGGCCAAACUUUGGGGGAUGUAAAUGAUGCUGCCAUAGAACACAUCUUGCUCGUGUAAUUUUAGCUAUAGUGAUUUGGUGGUUUUUUUAUCUAUGUAAGUUGUGUAUGCAUUAUGUUUAUGGAUAGAAUUGUGUUUAUCCUCUCUCUGGCAAUUCCUACUUUCUCUUCAUGGCAUCCAAGUUAUUUGCUUGUUUGUUGGAUACUCAUUUGGGUAGGGGUCUUCUUCAAGACAAUGAAUGCUUUAAUUCUUUGCUUUCUUUUUGAUUCAAUAAUAUUCUAAAUGCUUUCAUUGCUGUCUUCUGAUUUUUCUGCACUCACAUCUAUAUAUUCCCCUAAACUACUUAAACUUAUGAUCUGCCAAAUACUGGUCACACUAAAGUCAAUUUACAACAAUUCCAACAUUUUUUGUAUACAAUUAUUAUGCAAUAAGAUUUUAACUAAUCCAUGUCACUAAACCGCCACUUAUUCAAACCUUAUUUCAAACAUAAACUGUGAAACCUUCUGCUGUUCUACAACUUUCAACUUCAACAUGCUGUUAUUUUCCAAGCCUAGCACACCUGAAGUGCGAUGAAGGCAGCUUUUCUAAAAUCUCUUCUAUAAUAAGAGCACCCAAGCAACAUAAGUUCUCUAACGAGAUGUCUGUAGACUUGAAACGUGGAGAAACACUUCCAAUUCACAUUAAUAUGACAUUUCCUUCAUUACCUUGUGAUGUCGUAAGUGUAGAUGCCAUUGACAUGUCAGGCAAGCACGAAGUGGAUCUUGAUACUAACAUAUGGAAACUUCGCCUGAACAGUCACGGUCAUAUCGUUGGCACUGAAUAUUUGUCUGACCUUGUCGAAAAGGAGCAUGCAGCUCACAAGCAUGAUGAUGAGAAGGAACAUCACGAUGAUGCUGAUGCUGAUAAGAAGCUUCAUGCACUCGGCUUUGAUCAAGAAGCUGAAAAUAUGAUUAAGAAGGUGAAGCAAGCAUUGGCCAAUGGAGAAGGAUGCCGGGUUUAUGGGGUAUUAGAUGUUCAAAGGGUAGCUGGAAACUUCCACAUUUCAGUCCAUGGGUUAAACAUUUAUGUUGCUCAAAUGAUCUUUGGAGGAGCAACACAUGUCAAUGUAAGUCAUAUGAUUCAUGAUUUAUCAUUCGGGCCAAAAUAUCCUGGACUUCACAACCCGCUUGAUGGUACAGUGCGGAUUUUGCAUGACACAAGUGGAACAUUCAAGUAUUACAUAAAGAUUGUCCCUACUGAGUACAGAUAUAUCUCAAAGGAAAUUUUGCCAACAAAUCAAUUCUCUGUUUCAGAAUAUUUUUCCACUAUGAAAGAGUUUGAUAGGACAUGGCCAGCUGUUUACUUUUUGUAUGAUCUGUCACCAAUCACUGUGACAAUAAAAGAAGAGCGCCGAAGCUUUCUCCAUUUCAUCACUAGACUUUGUGCAGUAUUGGGUGGAACGUUUGCUUUAACAGGAAUGCUGGAUCGUUGGAUGUAUAGGCUUCUUGAAGGAGUGACUAAACCAAGCGCUAGGGGCGUGUAUAGGUAGAGUUUUGGAGUGCAAGAAGGAACAGCAUCAAACUCACAUGUGCACUUCCUCAGUGGAAAUCUCAAAAUUGUCAAAAUUACUGGCUUCCGAACAUAAAGUGAGCGUAAAAUGCAGAGAGAACGAGGAUUAAAAGAAUAUAUAGUGGCGAUUGUCUAUGGCUUCUGAAAUUAUUCCAUGCAGUCUUCUAUGAUCAUUCCUUAAUACUAUUUUUAUGGGCAACUUAGGGUUUGGAAUAGAUACAUAUAUGUGGGAUGCUUUUGGGACCUAAGAAUAUCCUCUUUUCCCUGUUAACGCAACUCCUUUUCAGUCUAUCAAAAAAAAAUUU